Hemicordylus capensis (graceful crag lizard) is the source of this 10479-nucleotide messenger RNA. It is a transcript of the gene ZCCHC24, whose product is annotated as zinc finger CCHC-type containing 24. The transcript has 4 exons. The record is from RefSeq and is a predicted model, not a curated record. The coding region runs from base 496 to 1215 and encodes 239 amino acids. Gene Ontology annotation, molecular function: zinc ion binding; nucleic acid binding. Lineage: Eukaryota; Metazoa; Chordata; Lepidosauria; Squamata; Cordylidae.
UAGCCCGAUGAACUCAGGCCGUGGCUGCUGAAUAAUCAAACAAGCCCCGCCUUCCAGUGAAGAGAAUAAGGGAGUGAGAAUAAAGAGAGAUAGCGGAUCAGCCACCAAAGGAGGAGGGAGGGGGGAGAGAGGAGGGAGGGGGGGAAGCCAAAGAAAGUUUCUGACAAACUUUGCUGCAGUUAGCAGCAACAGCAGAUCAGCAGCUAUGCUGGGGGUGGACGGUGCGCCGGAGCUGGGAGGGCUCAGAUCGCCUUAGGAAAGGGAAGAAGAGAAAAGUUUUAAGGGCUGGCAAGAUUUAGGAAGCAAGGAAACCAAGAGGAGCCCCCCUCCCUCCCGCAGGAGCCCACAAAAAAAUCUGUGGGGUAGGAAAACAUCCCCUAAAGAGACGGGGGUACAGUUAAACAACUGAUCAGGAGGCACUUUCCGAGGAGGAGGAGGGAGGGGGGAAACAUCUCCGAGCGGGCAACCUUUGGUGGUGGGGGGGUGGGAGCAAGGAUGAGCCUGUUGUCAGCCAUCGACACAAGCGCUGCCUCCGUCUACCAGCCUGCCCAGCUUCUCAACUGGGUCUAUCUGUCCUUGCAAGACACGCACCAGGCCAACGCCUUCGAUGCCUUCCGACCGGAGCCUUCCUCGUCCCAACACCCGGAGCUGAACUAUCCCAGCAAGAACACGGAGCUAGGCUCAUCACUCAAUUCCAGUUAUCUCAACAGCUUCUUCCAGCUCCAGAGGAACGAGGCACUGAGCAGCAGUCUAUACAAGAGUGCCUCUCCUUAUGGCUCGCUUAACAAUAUAGUGGAUGGCUUGAGCUCCCUCACCGAACAUUUCUCUGACAUCUCUCUCUCGUCAGAAGCUCGAAAACCCAGCAAGAGACCACCGCCCAACUACCUGUGUCAUCUUUGCUUUAAUAAGGGACACUACAUCAAAGACUGCCCACAGGCACGUCCGAAAGGAGAAGGCUUGACACCAUACCAAGGGAAAAAACGUUGCUUUGGUGAAUAUAAAUGCCCAAAGUGCAAGAGAAAAUGGAUGAGUGGAAACUCCUGGGCCAACAUGGGACAAGAAUGUAUCAAAUGCCACAUUAACGUCUAUCCUCACAAGCAGAGACCCCUGGAAAAGCCUGAUGGCCUGGAUGUUUCUGAUCAGAGCAAAGAACACCCUCAGCAUCUGUGCGAGAAAUGCAAAGUGUUGGGCUACUACUGCCGCCGUGUGCAAUAAACCUGCAAGAAUUGCCUCUGCAACCACCUUUGGAGAUCCCCUGGCAGCACACAGGUCAAAAGAAAAGAAGAGGGGAAGAAAACAUCAGAUGAGAACCCCAAAGGUCACCAGUAUUGCCUGUCAUAAACUAAUAACAUGCCUUACCUUUCAUAGAAUGUAACCCUUUUCCUGUGUAUGUGUAUACAUGCAAGUUGUAUUUAUAGGACUAUGGUGUGUUUUAUUAUAUAUGAAACAGAAGUGACUGAUGCAGGACACAAAUCACCAAGCGCUGCUGCUGUAUCAUCUCCAUUCUCAUCCAGGAGGCUUGCAUGAGACUCCAUACAAGCCACAUGGAAAUAAGUAGGGGGCAUGCAGUAGUAGUUCUGGUGGGACUGUGCCUGUCGUGUCUAUGAUGGAGUCACAAACGUGGUUUCUUCCGAUUGUUUACACAAUUCCAGUAUCCUGCCCAGGUGAAACGAAUCACAUCAUUUUCUGUCCAGAGAGGUAUAUAAGGUUGUGGAACUAUAGACAGAUGGUAUCAAUGGCUUCUGCAGGCAUUAGAUAAAAUGGAUAGAAUGUUGAAUGUGGGUUCUAGCCAGUGCCACAAACACUGAAAUUUUAUAACACAAUAAAAGUGAAGGAGGGCUUAGCUAGACCCAGAGUUAAGGAAGGGGGAGCGGGGUGGGAAUUCCAUUUUCUUGACUUCAGGGUUGGUCUAAAAGUUCUGUGUGGUUGCUUGCUUUCCAGGCACUCAGGGUCACUGGUGAGGUUUUUGGUGGGCUUUCGAAUGUGAGGGUUAAAAUGAACAAGUGAAUAAUUGUUUGAGAGAGUAGUUUGCAUGAAAAUGAAAUGGUGGAACAGGAAGGGUCAAUCAGGAAUUCAUUUUUCUUAAGCAGCAAUCCUAAGAACAUUUAGUUGGAAGUAAAGUCCACUGAAUUUCCUACUUCCAAGUAAGUGCAUUUAGGAUAAAUGCAUUUGUGUGGGCUGUGUUUGCCCAGUACUGUCCCCUUGUGACAAAGACUUGCCUUUCUCUUUUCUCUAUGUACUUGCUAUGCAAGAGGUGGCCAAAAUUCCUUCCUUUAUUGAGCCGUGUAACCAUUUUUUACAGAGCCAACAGGACAAAUGCUACUUUUGUACCUAUCAUAGCAGGCAAUUCCAGCCCAGCUCUUGUUUGUCCACUAUCAUAAUUUUCAUCGCAUACUCUCCUGUGCAGUUUGGCCCUUCCUACCAGAGAUCCCAUACUUUUUUCCUGCAAGGAGAUGGAGCUUCUCUAGCUGGGAAGCUAGGUGUCUAGCUGCUCCACGAUUUCCAUUAAUACACACACAUUUGCUGGAAGAAGUGAGAGAAAAUGUGCGUGUUCCCCACAUAUAUAGUAACAGUUUCGUGCUCCCUGAACAACAGAUACCGUGGGCUGCCCUAUUACCCUUCAGUGACUUGGACAAAAGGUUCACAAAAGUAUUAAUCUCAUUAUGCAUUUGCUGCAACCAAGCCAAUCACCAAGAGACCUAGGUGGUGCAGCCUGAUAGUGCAGAGGUUAUCCAGGUCAGCACCAGCAGCCAUCAUGACUGUGCAGCCUGGGCAUACAGCAUCUCCAUGAUCAUAAGUGGCCCGAACAGUACAGUUCCACAAUGCUAGCAGCUUUCUGGUGGCCUCCACAUGUGGCCCCAAACGCCAGCACUGUCCUAGAAGCUUAAGAGUAUCAAAAAUUGACCCAUAGGAGUUUUAAGGACAAAUAUGAAAUUUGCUUAUUCUCUUCACAGCUUACACAUUUCUGUUUGGCCACCCCUUGGCCACAUGUUAGACUAAAGCUUGCUCACCAGACACGCUACACCAUAACUCUGUAGGGUAGAUAGAGCAGGCAGGCACCCAGCUGGCACCUCAGUAUUAUAGACCAUAUUACAUCACAUUGCAGGGCUGCUCUCCAUAGCUGCAAGCUAGGACAACAUUUUAGGACCAGCAGGGGAAGAGGUAAAUUGACUGUGAAUAAUGGGGGAAUUAUUCUCCAAGCCUUAACUGAAAAAGUAUACUUGCCCUCCGUAUUGAUUCUAGCUCUAAUGACACUUUCAGAAAACAGCUGUCCUGUCUUCAGCUGUAUUAAUUUCCUAUUAAAUGUCAAAGGCUAGACCUAGGUAAGCUAUUAGGAUAUCACAUAAAUGCAAAAAGCAAAUUACUCUGGAAAACCUUCCCUUUUUUCUGUCUUCCAAAACCAUCACUGUAUAGUUAAGGGGGUGGGGUAGUUGCACCAAUUUUAUUAAGUAAGAUAAUUCUGAAAUAUUGUUGCAAAGCAAACAUAAUAUUGGAACGGCUCUGAAUAGUAGAGCAGAAAGAGCAUCUUAUCUGAUGUAUUUAUUUAAUAAAGCAGAGACUGGAGCUUUACAUGUGCCACCUGUUUCUAUAGAAAACUGCAGGUGAAUUGGAAUUUCAUAUCAUCAUUUGAGAUUACCUUCAAUGUGGAUUUUUAAGUUCAGACAUUCCUGGCAAAAUUGAAUUAUUUUUGUAUAAAGUCAUCUCAUGUCAGAUUACCUAAUGGAUUAUGCCAUAAUAUACACAGCAAGCUGAACACUUGCCGUGAAUAUUUCCAUCCAGUGGUGAUGAUGAAGAGCUUCACAGAUUAAAUCCAGGAUAGAAUCAGUGCCAGUUUAGGUUUUCUACAUCUAGAACCGGACAGGGAAAGGGCUGUAGGGCAGGGAAUUAUUUGGCUUGUAGCUUCCUCACCUAGAACUGCAGCAGGCGAGGAGUUCAGUCUCCUCCCAUUGGCACUGUAAACGUAUGAAGCUGCCUUAUACAAAGUCAGGCUGGCACUAGAUCUCCUGGGUCUCGGGCAAAGGUCUUGUUGAAAAUUUGCUGCCUGAAACUGCUUAGUUGGAGAUGUUGAAAAUUGAACCUGGGACCUUGUACAUGCAAAGCAUGUGCUGUACCCCAAUCUGUGGCCCUUCCUGUGUGACUUGGGCUGGAGACAGACAAUCGUUUUAAAGAAAAUUGAAAAUAUUAUGACAGAGGCAUAUUUUACUGUUGUCUAAAUACAUUUAUUUUGCCCCACCGUUCUCUCUAGUCAAAAAGAUGUUGCAGGUUUUUGAAGUCUAGCGUCCCAGUGUGUUUCCAUGCCACAAUGGCUAGGGGCAGAAUAUCAGCACUUAAGCACAGCAGCAAGUCAGUCUAAACCUCAUAGCAGAGCUCUUAAAGGAAUGAGAGUUAUUUCUUUGUCCAUAAGUAGUAGUCUUAUUGCGAUAACAAGCUUUGUUGUAGGGAUGUGCAUGAAUCGUGCAUUGUUCAGUGAUUCGAAGCACAGCCCAAGGACCUUUAAAAGGGAGGAGAGCAGGUCCAUACCUCUUCCUCCACCACUCACCACUGCUUCCUGCUGACCAUGCACCACCACAUGAGGGCAGCUGGGGUGGGGUACGCUGCAGCAGCAGGAAGCUGCAGCAAGUGGUGGAGGAGCAGGUAUGGACCUGCUCUCCUCCCUUUUAAAGGUGCCUGGGCUGUGAUUUGAAUCAGUGAACGAAUCAUGUUUUGUGCACAUCCCUACUUUGCUGUGAGCAUGAAAAAAUGUUGCCAACAGCAAAAAAUCCUUUUAUUUUCCUACUAUUCACUGAGAAGAAGAUCCUUAUAUAGAUUGCAGGCAGUCUCAGUCUCUAUGGCAGUUCCCAAAGAAUCUGUGAGUAGCAGAAUCUGUGAUGCUACCACAGAGUAGCAUCAUCAAGCAGUAGAGUGUGUGACUGGAGCUUAGGACCUCUGGGUCAUGUCCCAGAUCCUGCUAAUAACUGCAGUAUUUUGGGCAAGCCACGGUCUCUGUAGGCUUCAAUAAAAUGGAUGUAAAAUUUGUCACUCAUGUGGGUAUUGUGAAGUAUCAGUGGGUGGUGGUGAGCCAGCUCAUCAGGUUCCUUUGCCUGCUGCUCUUCAAGUGAAGAGAGUGUUCACUGGUGUCCUACCAGUGUUCCCUCUAAGGCAUGUGCGUGCACUCACACAUUUUUGGAUGUCCACUCAGUUAAUUUUAGAUCCCACUCAGGCUUAAUCAGGAAGGCCCCACUCUGAAUGUGCAUGCACACACACUGCCUUGAUAAUGCCACCCAGAACAAAACUCAUUCCUCACACAGAUGAAAAAUGUUAGAGCACCAAUUCCUCCCCUUCGUCUUCAGGCACCAGGAGGCAGAGGAGGAAGCACAGUUGCCGAGUGGGCAGUCUCUCUAGUGCUGAAUGCUGACAUGGCAGGUGACUCUCAACGCAGCAACACCACCUCCCAGUGCCUGAAAGUAAGGUCGAGAAUUCCCCUCCCGGUUUGAGUGUUGCACAGCAGCAGGCAGUUGUUUCACUUCGCCAACUGCUUCAGCAUCUGCCACUGUGAAAUCUUUUUAAUGUCUCCUUAAUGCUGGGAAUAGGUUGGCUUUUAAUUUCAAAUAGUUUGGACAGAAUUUACAAGUGACGCAGUGACUGCUUGAAGCCAAUGUAACUACACAAGAGCAGGCAAUCAGGCUGUAUCUGCAUCACAUCUUGUUUACAUGAGCAGUUAUCCUGAGUUAACAACCCCCAAGUUCUUUCUCUGCUUUGUUUACAUGAUCAAGGGGUUGUUCCAGAGGCAAAAGGAAGCAGAAAAUAAGGAACCGGGUCCCUGGAUAAUUAGGGGUUUUUGUUUUACCUUCCAUUUCAUUGCCAGAGAAGUGACUAUAUAAACAAUGACAUAGUCAUUAUCUUGGGCAUGCAGAAAUACGUGGUGGCAUUUGAAAACUUGAACUUUAAUUUUAAUUGUGUUCCAUUCAUGAGGGAAGCGAAUAAUGAAAGCAACAUGGUUACAAGAGAGCCAUAUGUUAUGAACUGUCUACAUUAUCUCUACUUGAGCACUUAUAAAAUAUUAACAGUAAUCUCUCCAACACUACAAAUCUAAUGAAGAAAGUGAAGAAAUAUUAGCUAGCAAAGGUUGUAAUUGAGGGGAGUGAUUCACGUUUUCCCAUAAAACAAUUUUUGUUCAGGUGGCCCUCAUUAUCCAUGGUUCCAGCAACGGUUUGACAUAUCCAUGGUGAAGUUCUAGGAACCUGGUUUCCAUAUUUGCAGGUGCAAAAAUAGGCAAUUUUAACCUAUCCAUGGUUUCAGGACUACUGGAAAUGACGUCCAGAGUCUUAGGCAGCAUGGAACCAUUUUGUGGCUCUUUCUUUAAAUAAAUAAAUAAAUUCCCUAUGAUAUCUUGCUAAAAUUGAGGGUUUGGGGGGUGGCAUUGCUGGAGAGCAAGACAGAGUACUUUGUUUCUCUUAUUUAUACUCUCCCCCACCACUUUCAGCCUUUUGUGUGUGUAGGAACCUAAACCCUAGAUUCCCAUUGGGGUAAGUUUUCAUUAUUCGCGGUUUCCAUUUUCAUGCCUAUAGGCUAGUAUGGAACGCCUGUGAAUAAUGAGGGCCACCUGUACAUGUAGCAAUUAAUCUGUCAUAUAUAUAUGAGAGAUGCAAAUGUAGUGCUGAUACAUCCCAUCCACUUACAAUGAAUGCAAAAAAAAAAUGCUUUGCAAAAGAGACAGCAAGAAAAUCUGGAAGUUAUUUUGCAACAUAUGUUGAAAAUAAGGGCUAGUUUGCACACUUCAUUCUACUCGAGGCCGUCAUUUCUGAAGCCACAUAUACAGAAAUACAUAGGCCAGUAUCCAAAUAACCCUUUGAGCAUGCCUAAUAUGCUUCUAUGCACCAACAAAGAGAGUGCCUUACAUACAGCGCAGUAAGCCACACACCCAAGAGGAAUUUGGGCUCUCUCACUGUGAGCAGCAAUGGGCAUCAGGUGCAGCAGUGAUGAUGCACAGCGUCAUUCACACGGAGCCUCUUCUGCCUUUGAUUAGAAGCACGGAUGGAGUGGUGAGUCCCAUACAGUUAGGAAGCGAGCAUUCCUCUUGGGUGCAUGGCUCGCUGCACUGUAAGUUACUUUCUCUACUUUUACUUGUAACUGCCAGCAACUCGUACUGUGCUGGAUGCCACACGAGAGAGUCCCCUGAUCUUUUCAAGGCACAAAGAAGUACUGAGGCAAAGUGCUCCCUGAAAAGUCCCAGUGUAUGUGUGAAAACCCAUACACAGCUCUUUGAAUCUCACUCAUCAGAUAUGAAUUAGUAACCCUUGGGCCUCAUUGGCAGCUCUUGUAGCCAUGUGCCUAUUACAAAAUAAAUUCUCACUCAUCAUACAGUGUACAUGUUUGGGUUUAUUAGUUUCUACAAAGAUCCAUGCAGAAAAAAUGCCAUGUGUUAUGUGACAAAUUUCCAACUACUGCUCUCAGAUAAUCUCCAUUGGCAUUAAAUAUCUGAGCCAAAUUCUACUUACCUGGAAGUUCCACUGAAAUUAAAAUGUGAUUUUUAGAGAAUACCCUUAGGAUUGUUGUGGUAGAUUGUUUCAAAUGGGUUCUACUAGAGAAGCUAUUAAUUGGUAUAAAGCGUGCUUUCAAGUCGAUUUCGACUCCUGUCGCCCACAGAGCCCUGUGGUUUUCUUUUGGUAGAAUACAGGAGGGGUUUAUCCUCCCGUGCAGUAUGAGAUGAUGCCUUUCAGCAUCUUCCUAUAUCGCUGCUGCCCAGUAUAGUACCAGCAGGGAUUCAAACUGGCAACUUUCUGCUUGUUAGUCAAGCAUUUCCCCGCUGCGCCAUUAGGUGGUUUAAUAAUUGGUAUAGUCCAGCCAAAGUGAAGCACUUUUAAAUUCCACUUAUUUCAACGGCGGAAUUAAGCAUAUGAGGUGAUGGGGCAGAACUCACUUCAUAUGGUUUUCAUGUGUAAGAUUCUAGCAUAGAUAAACCCUGUCCCCACUUUUCGAAGUGUUCUUGGGUGAUGCUGCUGCUGCGAAAGACCUUCAUCUGAGAUCUUGGAGAAAUGCUGUCAGUCAGAGUAGAUAGGGCUGGUCUUUAUGGACUAACAAUCUGACUCUGUAUACAGUAAAGCAGCUCUCUAAAUCUGCUGAAAUGAACAGGACUUAAAGGUGUUAAAAUUUGACCAGGGCAUGCCCAGUAUGUUAUUUAAGUCAAGCUGAAUAUCUCUAUACCAGCUUCUGAAUAUUGCAAGUGCUAAGUUAUCCUCCUGUAAACCAUGUUAAAAUUUAAGCAAGCAGACAUAGGGUUCUAAUUCAAACUUAAUGGAAUUAUCUGCACUGUGUCAUUCUUGAAGACAGUAUUCUGUGCUCAGCCGGGAUUUCAGUGCCUACCUGUUUUAUGUCUUUGAAAACCACUGCUUCUGGAAAUAUUGAAUGGCUGCAGAGCACUCAGUAAGCUGACUGAAAUUGUAGCUAUAUAAAUGAAGGUUUGUGUUUUCUUAGGAUGAAUAUCAAAGGGACAAUCGUGUGCAGUUAAUAGACAUAGUCAAUUGAUAUAAAUGUUUACCCUGUUAUGAAAUAUUUUACCGUUUUACUUGCAGAUGUGUACUUAUCUUGAGUUAUACUUGACAUAGAGUUCCUUUCUGUUUGUUUGUUUUUUAAUACUGUGUGUGUAUUUUGGAAAAUCUUUUUAGAUGUUUAAAAUUUUUGAAUGGUUACAAAUAUUUCUUUGUAAUACUGAAUUGUUAUCUGGAAACUCUUUGCAAUAACCUGUUUUGUAUAUAUUUGAGGGCCUUUUAAAAUACUAUUGUUUGUUCUGUUUGGAUUUUUUAAAGUGUUUUUACAACUCUGAAGCUUUCAAAAAGGGCCUUGGUUUUCUACUAGAAUACUAACAGAGCUAAGAGUUUUCUUAAGUAUUAUACAAAAGUAAGGGUGUAUCCUCAAGAAAAUAUUUAUGAAAGGAAUUUGCUUUUUCUUUUUUUUUUUUUACAAUGCUUUUGUCUGUAUAAAGUAUGCAACAGAACUACAUUAAGAAGGAAAUAUUGUCUACAUAGAAUAUUAUAUGAAAGUUGGUACAUAAUUCUGACAAGAAAAAAAAACCCUGCAAUUCUUUAAGCCAUAUUAUUAUUGUUGUUGUUGUUGUUUUCCUUUGGAUGAAAAUAUCAGUAUUAAGUAACCAGUAUAUUAUUCAGGUGUUUAGAACUUAUAUUAAUAUGCUUAUUCAAUUUAUUUAUAUGUGUAUUUUGGAAAGUAUUGCCUUUUUAGAGAAGCUAUGACUGAUUUGUUAAGAAUCAGAUGUUACACUAUCACUUUAUGACCUUGUGAAAGACACACUAACAGCCCAAUCCUAAGACAUGUGCUUAUGAGGGCGAGGCUCUAACUACUGCUAUGUCAGCACAGUGUUAUAGUGACAUAGCAGGGUCUCCAGUGCAAAGGUUUGAAUUGAGGUGAAAAUGCUCUGAGGACCUCUUCACACAUUACAUUUCUUAGGUGUACACCUAAGGUGGUUUUUUUGUUUUUUUAAGCUAUGCCCUAAAACUGUAAAAGGUGAAUGUGACAAACAGGUACAAACACACAUGAAUAAUCUAGGUUUCCUGUCAGGAAUCUGGAUUGGCUGCAGAUCCCCGUUGAGUGUACACUCAGCUGGAACUGUUGCUGUGUAUUUGUGAAAUGACCCAAAGAGUCACUAUUUGAUUUUCAGAAAUUCUGCAACAUGGAUAUAUGAUUUUAUUUUAUUUUUUACACUGUCUUUUCAAGGGUAGGAAGGGCAUCAUUGUUUUUUAAAGUGAUGCUCACAGCAGUUUGCAAAUACAUCACACUGUGAGAUUCGCAAUGCAAAUACCAGCAUUGACACAAUACUGUCAAUCAGUGGCCAUAACAAAGAAAGAGGGCUAGACUGAUGUAGGCUUUUUUGUUGUUUUGUUUAUUGUUAUUUAGAAUUCAUAGCAUGAUACAAUAUGCAUGUACACAUAUUAUAUGCAUUUUAUGCUUUCACAUAGUUCCAUUAUAUUACAAAUGUUGGUUUUUUAAACAAAUGCUAAAAUGGGAGAUCUGUCCAACGCUGUACGGGACUUGUAUAUCCCUUUAAGAAGGUUAUUUAGAGCAGCAGUCACUACAUUGUAUAAAACUAACCCUGUUAUCAUAUUAAUUUCUGCAGAUUUAGAUUAGUUUCAUUACUUACAAAUGUUAAAAACUAGCUGUACCCACUGACUUCUUCUCAGUUUCAGUUGUAUAAUGUUUCUCUUCUGUAACUGGUAAUUAACUUGUACAGCUUAAAGAAAAUAACAUUUCUAUGGACAUAGGCCUCAGAGGUGCCAGUCUUAUCACAACCAACAAGGUGACUGGUCAUUCAACUAGUAAACUGGGUUGUUUAAAAGACUGGCAAACUUCUGUUGUGAAUUGUCCAUAAAAUGGCAUUCCGAUACGUGCCUUAUUUGCCGAAUAGUAUAUGGCUUGCCUUUAGUAUUAUAGCAGUUUAAUGCUGUAUUAAAAUACUGCAGAAAAAUAAAAUAAAAUUGUGUGCUCUGG